GUUAACUGCUGGAAUGGAGAAUCACUUGCUUUAUUACGUAUCUCUUGAAAGUGGGCGUGGUCUCCUCGUAUCCCCUAGCAACGAGCAGGUCAGCAGUCAACCAGUUCACAGUCAGCUACUGAUCACUUUCCGUGAGACUGCGUCAGCCAUUCACACCAUCUUACACCAGAAGAGGAGAGAGGAACAAGAGGAGAAUGUAUGGGAGGAAGAGGAGGAGGAGGAGGUAUCAUCAGUUUCCUCAAUGAAAGACAGUGAUGGUGUGUUUAGUUUAAGAGGGAGUUCAGUGAUAGAACAUGGAGUAUUAGUAUCAUGUACCACACUAUCAACAAGAGGGGGAGGAGUAGGAGGAGGAGCUAAGAAUAUUCACGGGUCAUUAGCUAAUCCUCCUAUACUCAACUACUGGAUAAUAGGGAGGUUAUUUGAGGAGAGAGAGUUGUACAUUUGCUAUCAGGAGAACAUGUCACAGUCAUCUGUUGAGAUUAUUUUUAAAUUGCUGUUUGGAUCAAACAUAUUUUAAAAAUUCUUCUAUUUUUUA
Molecule: messenger RNA, 535 nt
Organism: Amphimedon queenslandica
Lineage: Eukaryota; Metazoa; Porifera; Demospongiae; Haplosclerida; Niphatidae
Product: protein inturned-like
Exons: 3
Coding region: 14-517 (167 amino acids)
Biological process (GO): vesicle-mediated transport; establishment of planar polarity; nervous system development
Cellular component (GO): cilium; cytoplasm
Source: RefSeq, a predicted model, not a curated record